AUGUCCACCACCACCUCCUCCCCCCCAACCCUCUACUUCGGCUACGGCUCCAACCUCUGGCUACACCAAAUGUCCACGCGCUGCCCCUCGUCCGCCUACCUCGGCAUCGCCCGUCUCGACGCCUACAAAUGGAUCAUCAACGAACGGGGCUACGCCAACAUUGUCUCAGCCACACCCUCCGAUCACGUCUACGGCCUCAUCUUCUCCCUCACACCCACCGACGAACACCACCUCGACAAAAACGAAGGCGUACCCCUCGCUUACACUAAAGAACACCUCCCUUGCACAUUCUGGGCCGGCACUUCGGACCGCAAAAUCGAUGUGACAAGGCCGCCCAGCGAGACGGAAAAGUCGGUUUUGGUGUAUAUUGAUCGGAAGAGAGUUACAGAGGGGGUACCAAGGGAGGAGUACGUGUAUAGGAUGAAUCGGGGGAUUGAGGAUGCCGUCAGGUGUGGGGUGCCGGAGGGGUAUGUGAGGGAUUUUAUGAGGGGGUUUAUUCCCGAGGAUAAUGGUGGUGAGGAAGAGGGCGGAGAGGAAGGAGGGGUGGGCGAGUUUGCAAAGAGGCAGGCUGCUGGGUUUAGGGAUGAGAGUGGGGUUAUUGAAUAG
Bipolaris victoriae FI3 is the source of this 606-nucleotide messenger RNA. RefSeq lists its product as hypothetical. Lineage: Eukaryota; Fungi; Ascomycota; Dothideomycetes; Pleosporales; Pleosporaceae. The transcript has a single exon. Gene Ontology annotation, molecular function: gamma-glutamylcyclotransferase activity. The record is from RefSeq and is a predicted model, not a curated record. The coding region runs from base 1 to 606 and encodes 201 amino acids.